This is a messenger RNA of Penicillium vulpinum, 420 nucleotides long. RefSeq lists its product as uncharacterized. Bases 1 to 420 code for a protein of 139 amino acids. The record is from RefSeq and is a predicted model, not a curated record. NCBI's taxonomy places the organism in Eukaryota, Fungi, Ascomycota, Eurotiomycetes, Eurotiales, Aspergillaceae. The transcript has a single exon.
AUGAAACACGAGAGGAAGGAGGCGAAGGCAAACCAAAAUGCGAGUCAGAUCAUUCCAAUUCGCCCCUCGAACCCUUCCGACGGCUUCGCGAAGAUCACACAAGAAGACCAUGAAAUUACCAUGGCAGAUGGCACAAAUACUGUGUCAACAUGGCAUCAGCUAUUCCGCAAGGCUCCCUUGCGCAUGCAAUGGAGCUCGCAAGGCUCGGGCGAAACUCCCAGCACCGCCACGACAAGCCACCUGCAUUCUUCGCUGGAUCUCAUUUUUACAACACUGGCUACUCCUACUGUUGCUCACGUCGCCAUAUUCACGACAACAGUGGCUAGAAAAGCCGCUCCCAUUUUCUACAGAGCAAUGAGAAAAGCUAUCCCUGCUAUGCGAGAUACUGGUCCUGAGAGAACUAUGGGACCGCACGUCUAA